Molecule: messenger RNA, 3532 nt
Organism: Sinocyclocheilus anshuiensis
Lineage: Eukaryota; Metazoa; Chordata; Actinopteri; Cypriniformes; Cyprinidae
Product: myosin-IIIb
Exons: 29
Coding region: 149-3496 (1115 amino acids)
Biological process (GO): regulation of actin filament length; peptidyl-serine phosphorylation
Cellular component (GO): myosin complex
Molecular function (GO): microfilament motor activity; ATP binding; protein serine/threonine kinase activity
Source: RefSeq, a predicted model, not a curated record
AGAGAGAGAGAGAGAGAGAGAGAGAGAGAGAGACGAAACCGCUGCGUGGACGCGACGGAGCGUGGAUAUAAACACUAGCUGUUGUUUUGUGAUGCGAGACAGUAAGAUUUGACGGUUUUAAGUUCACGAACAACAUUAGAGACGAACGAUGGAGGAAAAAUUGCCCGAAGAUCUGGCGAAUCUCUCCGAGCUGGACGAGAAAAGUUUGCUGGAGGUUUUGACUGGACGCUUCACACAGAACCUCAUCUAUACCUAUAUAGGAGACAUCUUGGUGGCUAUUAACCCAUUUAAAUAUCUUUCAAUCUAUGAAAAAGAGGUAUCUGAGCGUUAUAAGUGCCAUGAGAAGAAGUCUUUGCCCCCUCAUAUAUUUGCUGUGGCGGACCGGGCCUAUCAGUCCAUGCUGGGACGACUGGCCACGGGACCCAAGAACCAGUGUAUCGUGAUCAGUGGUGAGAGCGGCGCGGGUAAAACAGAGAGCACCAAACUGCUGCUGAGACACAUCAUGGAGCUGUGCAAGGCCAACUCGCAGCUAGAGCAGCAGAUCCUGCAGGUGAAUCCACUUCUCGAGGCCUUUGGAAACGCUCAGACGGUCAUGAAUGACAACAGCAGUCGCUUCGGGAAAUACAUCCAGCUCCGCUUCCAGAACUCUUCAGUCAAAGGGGCAAAAAUCAACGAGUAUCUCCUGGAGAAAUCCCGUGUGGUUCAUCAGGAUGAGGGAGAGCAGAACUUCCACAUCUUCUACUUCAUGUUGGCUGGCAUCUCGAUGGAGGAUAAAGAGAUAUACGGCCUCCUGGACCCCACGCGCUACCGUUAUUUGAAUGGCAGGUUUGGGCAGGAAGACGUGGUUCAGGCCUGGCGUGUGAAAUAUGCUGAAGUGUGUAACGCCAUGGACAUGGUGGGAUUUGAGGAGCAGGAAAAGGUGGACAUGAUGACCAUUCUAGCUGGCAUUCUGUCUUUGGGGAACAUCACCUUUGAGACGACAGACAGUGAUGCUCUGAAGGUGUCCGAGGCGUCACGCGGUUGGUUAAAAGCUACUGCGGGUCAGUUUGGCGUUCAGGAAGAGGAUUUACUGAAGAGUCUGACGUGCACCACAUCAGUGACGCGAGGAGAGGCCAUCCAGCGACUCCACAACCAGCAGCAGGCUGAAGAUGCCAGAGACUCCAUCGCUAAGGUGGCCUACGGUCGCGUGUUCGGAUGGAUCGUCAGUAAAAUCAACGAACUGCUCGCUCCUAAAGUAGACUGUGACGUGGAGCUCAAUGAAAUAGGAAUCCUUGACAUCUUUGGUUUUGAAAACUUUGCUGUGAACCGAUUUGAGCAGCUCUGCAUUAAUCUGGCUAACGAACAGCUCCAGUAUUUCUUCAACCAUCACAUUUUUCUGAUGGAACAGAAAGAAUAUAAAGAGGAAGGCAUCACAUGGGAGACCAUAAGCUUCAAGGACAACAAACCCAUACUGGACCUGUUCCUCACCAAACCCAUCGGGAUUCUCUCACUGCUGGAUGAGCAGAGCGCCUUCCCUCAGGCCACUGACCGAGAUUUUGUUGACAAGUUAAACAGCAAAUUUAAAACUGCUCCAAACUUUGAGGUUGUGCGAAACCACACCCCUCUAUUCACUAUUGUGCACUAUGCUGGGAAGGUGCAAUACAAUGCAAGUGGAUUUCUUGAGAAAAACAGAGACACGAUACCAGCCAACAUUCGCGAGCUCUUCAUCAACAGCGUCACUCCUCUCCUCAGCGUUCUGUUUGCAGCCACAAUUUCCCGAACAGGCACACUAAUGCCACGCAAAGCCAAGUUACAAGUUGCAGAUGACAACUUUAACUCAACCAGGAAGCAGUCCGUCGGCGCACAAUUCAAGCAUUCUCUGGCUGUCCUCAUGGAGAAGAUGUUUGCGGCCGGUCCGCACUUUGUUCGGUGCAUCAAACCCAACCGAAGCAAGCAGCCAGAUCAGCUGGACAGUAAACUAGUGAUGGAUCAGCUGAGAUACAACGGCCUGAUGGAAACCAUCCGAAUCCGGCGGGACGGUUUCUCGUGGCGUCCGGCGUUCAAGGAGUUUGCCGAGAGGUACAACAUUCUGCUGCUGAAACCGGAUCUCCCGCUGGACAAAAGCAGUUGCGUGUCGAUCCUGAACAGCACUGAACUCUCUGGUUGGAAGUGCGGGUCGUGCCGGUUGUUUUUUAAGUACUGGCACCAGGAGGAUUUGGCCCGUCUGCUGGAGAGACUGGGACGAGCGGCGCUUGUCAUUCAGAAGAAUUACCGUGCUCGGAUCUGCCGGAGGAGGUAUCUGUCUCUGCUGGCGGAGAUAUGGCGGCAGCGUCAGGCCCAGCGGGAGAGAGAGGAGCGCGAGGAGGAGGAGAGGAGGAGACAGCAGCUGGAGGACGAGAGGAAGAGGCGUCUGGAGCUGGAGCAGGAGAACCUGCGACCUGCGUCUCCACCGGUGCCCCUGCCGAGGAAGAAGAAGCCAGAGCCCAGGCCGCGCUCAGUGCUGAGCACCGUCCCGAAAGCAGUGCAUCUGGUGCCUGUACCACGGCCCCGCAGCAAGCUGUUUGAGGCGACUCCGUUUGAUAACGAGUUGAAUGAGAACGUUCACCUGGAUGCUUCUCUGAUGCUUCAGCCGAUCGAUGAAGAGCGAAUGAAAGAGAAACACCUGAAGAAGACCAACACCAUCCGCUGGUUCAGAGAGACGCAGGUGCGUAAGCUGACCAGAGACGGCAGCUUCCCCAGCUGGUUCCACGGCAUGAUCACGCGCAGACAAGCAGAAGAUCUCCUGAUCGACAAACCUCUCGGCUGCUUCUUGGUGCGUGUGGGUCAGAGCCGGGAGGGUUACACGCUGACCUUCAGGGGUGCUGAUCGCUGUCGUCACUAUAUGGUGGAGAUGCAGAGCAAUGGGAAGUAUGUGAUUCUUGGGGAGGAUCGGGCUCAUUCUUCUCUCACAGAUCUGGUCCAGUAUCACACUCAGGUGGGCAUCAAGCCCUUCAUGGAGCUGCUGACGCUGCCCUGUGGUCAGAUGUGUGAUCAGGAGCCCGACUAUGAGGAGCUCAAAGCGUUUACAUCAUCAUCAUCAUCAUCGGCGGUAGUGGAACAUCCUGCUGAGGAUCAGGACAUGGACACAGGUUCACAUAAAGUGCACUUACAGAUGCAGCGGCUCUUCCUGCCGCCGGGAGGAAGCUCAAACCCAGAGUCCCACAAACCGCCGGUGCUCAAGCGUAUCUCUGACCGCCGCAGACGGGUCGAAGCCGCUCAGAUGGAGCACAAGGACGACGAUCCGACCAGAGAGAGCAGACCGUUCCCCCGACUCUACCCCUCCAUACGACUGGCCAUGAGAGAAAUCCAGCAGAUCCAACAGCACUUCCAGCAGAGCCAAGAUCAGAUCCAAGUCUCCUCCGGCAAAGUCUUGAGCUCGUGGAAGAGGACGGGUGAGUUAUCAAUCAGAUUUCUUACAGUGUCUUUCUUCCAUAAACCCACACGUCUUGAGCACAGUAUUCAACUUCAUAUCAGCUAAAAAAGCCCAUUUUGACUUCAUUAUAUGCCGAUAAAU